Trichomycterus rosablanca is the source of this 7303-nucleotide messenger RNA. It is a transcript of the gene itsn1, whose product is annotated as intersectin 1 (SH3 domain protein). Gene Ontology annotation, cellular component: plasma membrane; intracellular vesicle; cytoplasm. Gene Ontology annotation, biological process: intracellular signal transduction; positive regulation of Rho protein signal transduction; clathrin-dependent synaptic vesicle endocytosis. NCBI's taxonomy places the organism in Eukaryota, Metazoa, Chordata, Actinopteri, Siluriformes, Trichomycteridae. The coding region runs from base 260 to 3973 and encodes 1237 amino acids. The transcript has 30 exons. Gene Ontology annotation, molecular function: guanyl-nucleotide exchange factor activity; protein binding; molecular adaptor activity. The record is from RefSeq and is a predicted model, not a curated record.
UCCAAACCGAUGACGCUGGUUGUCUCGCGUUCUCUCGCGAUAUUUCAAAAAUUCCAACAUUGCGUAGCGAAGCAAUCCGGCGGCUGCAGGAGAGAGAGAGAGAGCUGGGUGUUGAAAAAAUAAUCCGAAAUAUUGAAUUAAUUCAAAGGAUUUUCGGCUUUUAUUUUGACUUUUUGUCUCAUUCCUACUACAAAUAACUGAACUAGAAUGGAAAAUAAACGAUGAGGGGUGUAGCAGGGUGCAGCUAACUGACUGAACCAUGGCUCAAUUUCCCACGCCCUUUGGAGGGGGGCUGGAUACGUGGGUUAUUUCUGUGGAUGAGAGAGCCAAACAUGAUCAACAAUUCCAUAGCCUGACCCCCACACCUGCUGGCUUCAUCACAGGUGACCAGGCCAAGAAUUUCUUCUUACAGUCAGGCUUACCUGCCCCUGUUCUGGCCCAGAUAUGGGCUCUAGCCGACAUGAACAAAGAUGGGAAGAUGGACAUGCACGAGUUUUCCAUUGCCAUGAAGUUAAUCAAGCUGAAGCUGCAGGGCCACCCACUACCUCCCAGUCUGCCCCCCUCCAUGAAGCAGCCGCCCCUCUCCCUACCUCCUGCUGCUCCCUUCGGACUGCCCAGUAUGGGGGCUAUGACUGCUUUACCUCCAGUGCCACCACCCAUGCCUCUCCCUCCACUUCCUCCCGGGGUGCCUGGUGUCGGACUGUCUCCCCCACUGGUGUCAUCGGUGCCCCCUCCUGUUCCCCCCCUGGCCAAUGGAGCACCUUCAAUAAUGCAGCCCAUAUCUGGGUUUUCACACCCACCUCCUCUUUCAGCCACAGCUGUCAACAAAGGCUCAUCUUUCAGUCGCUCUAGUGCCAAAUUAUCCAAAGGCCAGUCUUUUGAGACACCUAGUGCACCUGCAGCACCUGUUCCCACUGAUUGGGCUGUGUCCCAUUCUUCACGCCUAAAGUAUCGCCAGCUCUUUAACAGCCAUGACAAGAUGAUGAGCGGCCAUCUAACAGGGCCGCAGGCUAGAACCAUUCUCAUGCAGUCCAGUCUACCACAGACUCAGCUGGCUACCAUUUGGAACCUGUCGGACAUUGAUCAGGAUGGAAAGCUCACGGCUGAGGAGUUUAUUCUGGCCAUGCAUUUAAUAGACAUGGCAAUGUCUGGCUUGCCUCUACCCCCGCUUUUACCCCCGGAUCUUCUUCCCCCAACCUUCAGAAGAGUGCGUUCUGGCAGUGGUGUCAGUUUGACCAGCAUGCACUCUGUAGAUCAGUGGGUUCAGGAAGAGCCUGCAGAAGAAGAGGAGAAAGAUCCAGAGAAAAAGCUUCCAGUGACCUUUGAGGACAAGAAGCGGGAGAACUUUGAGCGAGGGAACCUGGAGCUGGAGAAGCGACGGCAGGCCUUGCUGGAGCAGCAGAGGAAAGAGCAGGAGCGGCUGGCGGCCCUUGAGCGCGAGGAACAGGAACGCAAGGAGCGUGAGCGUCUGGAGCAAGAGCGGCGGCGCCAGCAGGAGCUGGAGAAGCAGCUGGAGAAGCAGCGGGAGCUGGAGAGACAACGGGAAGAGGAGCGGCGCAAGGAGAUUGAGAGGAGAGAGGCUGCUAAGCGGGAGCUGGAGCGACAGCGGCAGUUGGAGUGGGAGAGGAACCGCAGACAAGAGUUACUGACUCAAAGAAACCGAGAACAGGAAAACAUUGUCCUGCUUAAAGCACGCAAGAAAACCCUAGAGUUUGAACUGGAAGCUUUGAAUGAUAAGAAGUCUCAGCUGGAGGGGAAGCUGCAAGAUAUCCGCUUUCGCUUGUCCACUCAAAGGCAGGAGAUCGAGAGCACAAACAAGAAGCGUGAACUUCGCAUUUCUGAGAUCACCACACUGCAGCAGCAACUCCAGGAGUCUCAGCAGUGGCUGGGAAGGCUAAUUCCUGAUAAACAGUGUCUAAAUGAUCAGCUGAAGCAGGUGCAGCAGAACAGCCUACAUAGGGACUCGCUGUCCAACCUGCAGAGAGCUGUUGAGAUGAAGGAGACGACCAGACAGCAACUUCGUGAGCAGCUGGAUGCUGUAGAGAAAGAGACACGCUCGAAACUGCUGGAAAUAGAUGCAUUUAAUUCACAGCUGAAGGAGCUCAGGGAGAUCCACAACAAGCAGCAGCGGCAGAAACAGAAGGAGUUACAAGGGGACAUCAUCCACCCUCCAUUGGACAGCAAACCUGCAGAGCUGCAAGACAGCCGACUUUUGGGUUCUACCGAUGGCCCGACUCUUGCCUGGCGGGACUCGACAUUAGCAAGGGACCCCACACCACCAGUCUCUGAGCCCUGGGUCAGCCACUUGGGAGAGGAGGAUAGCCAGAGCAACAGAGGAGAUGUGCAGGACAAACUGUCAAAGCUGUUCAUGCAGCAGCCAGAACCAAGCAAACAUCUGGGGCAGUCACCCUGGCCCCCAGGAGAUAAGGUGCCAAUGUCAGGUUUUAACCAGGAUACGGUAAAGGUAGUGUACUACAGAGCACUUUACCCGUUUGAAGCUCGCAGUCAUGAUGAGAUCAGCAUCCAGCCUGGAGACAUAGUCAUGGUGAAAGGGGAGUGGGUGGACGAGUCUCAGACGGGUGAACCUGGAUGGUUAGGAGGGGAGAUAAAAGGAAAGACUGGCUGGUUUCCUGCCAACUAUGCUGAGAAAAUUCCAGAAUCUGAAGUCCCUCUCAAUAUGAGAGCUAGUGGCUUUGCUUCAAAGCUGGUUACACGUGUCACACCCACACCCUCCUCAACCACACCCACUACCAUGCAGUCAGUCACCAUGGAGACAGCGGUAAUAGCUCCACCCUCUACAGCUGCUCCAGCCUCCUCAUCUUCAUCUGCCUCUAGUAACUGGGCAGAUUUUAGCACUACAUGGCCAGCUAACUCUUCAGCAGAAAAGCAGGAUACUGAUGGUUGGGAGGCGUGGCCGACUCAAUCUGCACAGCCCUCUCUGUCCGUGCCAACCGGAGGCCAGGGUCGACAACGCUCAGCUUUUACUCCUGCUACUCUCUCUGGUUCCUCCCCCUCACCUGUACUCGGCCAGGGUGAGAAGGUUGAGGGCAUGCAGGCUCAGGCUUUGUACCCGUGGCGGGCGAAAAAAGAUAACCAUCUGAACUUUAACAAAAAUGAUGUGAUCACUGUGCUGGAGCAGCAGGACAUGUGGUGGUUCGGAGAGGUGCAGGGCCAAAGAGGCUGGUUUCCCAAGUCAUACGUCAAGCUCAUAUCCGGACCUGUGCGCAAGUCUAUGAGUAUUGAGUCAGGAUCCUCCGAUAGCCCUCCCAGUAUGAAGAGACCCAGUCCUACCCCUAACAAACCCAUGGAGCUUGGUGAAGAGUUUAUAGCAAUGUAUACGUAUGAAAGCAAUGAGCAUGGUGACCUGACCUUCCAGCAGGGCGACAUCAUCACAGUGCUGAAGAAAGAGGGCGACUGGUGGACAGGCACAGUAAGCGGAAAGACAGGAGUGUUCCCCUCCAAUUAUGUGAAGCCCAAAGAUUCAGAGGGUCUGGGGCCUGCUGGGAAAUCAGGAAGUCUGGGAAGGAAACCAGAGAUCGCUCAGGUGAUUGCUCCAUACACAGCCACGGGGGCAGAGCAGCUGACUCUGGCACCUGGACAGCUCAUCCUCAUUCGCAAGAAAAACCCUGGAGGCUGGUGGGAAGGAGAACUACAGGCAAGAGGUAAGAAACGCCAGAUUGGUUGGUUUCCAGCCAAUUAUGUGAAGCUCUUGAGCCCUAGCACCAGUAAGACCACGCCCACUGAACCAACUCCACCCAAGCUCCCAACACCAAACGCAGUGUGCCAGGUGAUCGGCAUGUACGACUACACAGCUCAGAAUGAUGACGAGUUGCCCUUUGGGAAGGGUCAGAUGAUCAAUGUCUUAAGCAGGGAGGAUCCUGAUUGGUGGAAGGGGGAGCUGAACGGCUCAGUCGGCCUUUUCCCUUCCAACUACGUCAAACUGACCACCGACACAGAUCCCAGCCAGCAGUGACUCUUAUGUUGCCCAUAUCCCACUCAGCCUUGAAAGUCCUCAAAGCGACCCACUAUCCCCUAUUCACUGCCCAGCGGGAUGAUGGGAGAUGGAACCCCCACAUUGGUCAUGUGACUGCCCCCUGCUGGCUUUGUGGCCAGAAGAAACGAAUACAGAAUACUGCAGAAAGAGCAGUCAUUACCCUCAGAAAUGUAGAUGUACACAAAACAUGCAGCAGCAUUCUCUGCAUUAAAGAAAUUUUUAAAAAAGAAGAAGAAUGCAUAACUUCUGUUAAUUGAAAUGAAUUCACUUUUAUUUAUUUAUGGACGAUAACCAAAUAUAAUUGCUGGAUAGUGGGUCCUUUUGUGGCUUUCUGUGAUCUAGUUGUAUAGCUUUUCAGAUGCAUUUCACAUCAAAACUAUUCUAACUAGUAGGUUCUGCCCCACUUUGUUAAUUGUUUGCCCUUUUGUUCCUGCCAACCCUGACCUCCUGCCCCCUUCACUGGACCCACAGCACCACAGAAAGACCCACUAUUCAUGAUCUGUGACAUCACAGGGCUUGGUAAACUAUGUGUAUCAUAACUGACCUUUAGCCUAGUGUCAUACAAACUGGAGGAAAACAGUGUUGUCCACUACAUAUCUGACUGAUGUCUUUUUUUAAUCCAAUUUGUAUUUUUGGUUUCAUGCAGUUGUUUUGUUCUGAAAGUUCACUGAUGAGUCAGUAAAACACAACCAGCACAGCCUCGGGGCUAGUUGCACCAGCAGUUUAAAUGGUUAAUUUGUUAAACAGGCUUCUUGUUGUCACACAGUUGUAGAUGAUAUACGUUUGGAGCACAGCACUUUAUUUAGCUUUGUACCUGUUUUUGCUCUACUUUUGCUCAAGUGUAAUUUACCAGGGCUUGCACAGCCUUUUCCAAACAAAAUUAGGCAUAGACACAACCUGCUGUGCUUAUUCAUGUCACAGUGUAUAUAACAAAAACAUUUAUGCAACCUGUUUGCCAAUAGCAAAAUCAAGUAAGCAACUGCAUUACAUUUACAUUUUCAACAUUUAGCAGAUGCUUUUGUCCAAAGUGACUUACAGUACUGUGACAGUAUAUUGUCUAAGCAAUUGAGGGUUAAGGGCCUUGCUCAAGGACCCAACAGUGACAACCUGGCAGUGAUAGGGCUUGUGAUGGGGCUUGAACCAGCAAUCUUUCGAAUACUAGUCCAGUACCUUAACCACUAGGCUACAAUUGCCCUGAUCAUCACAUCAUGCAAAAGUAAAAAAAAAAUGAUAGGCCUGUAAGACUCAACACAGUCAUGAACUCAUGGAUCCUCCAAUUCAACGUGGGAGGAUUCAAGAUGCUAUUAGUUGUAUAUGUAUUGCCGUGUAGAUCAAAAUUUUCCCACAUAUGUGCCCACCAUCUCCUCUUUCUUUCAUAACAUGUUGGCCCAACACAGUCAUGAACUCAUGGAUCCUCCCUUAUCACCAUGUUUACCAAUUAGUAUAGUGAGCAAGUAUAAUUUCUAAUGUUACGCAUUCAUUUAUCUUCUCUACCACUUCAUCCUGGUCAGGGUCUCUGGUUUCCUCCCACCUUUUUAAAAAACAUGCAACCUACGGUUUAGGUUGUAUUGUAUUGAGUGCCCAAGAAAACCAAUGCAGACAUGAACAAAACAUGCUCCUUACACACUGUGAGUGGAGGCAAGGACCAAACCCAGGUCCUUAGAACUUGUGUUGCUUUGUGGCCUCCUGACUGUAAACUCCCCAAAAUAUGAAACCCAAAUCCAAUGGUGACUAUUUUAUUAAUCUUAAAAUAAAAAUAGAUAGUGAAUACCUUUGCAAACCCCUGUUUUACUGUUUCUUUCAAGGAUUGCUUCAAACUCUGAUAAGCUUGAUUUGUAUUAAGCUUGAUUUGGUGGAAACAGAUUUGGACUUUUCACCUGCUGCUAGCUAGCUGUUACACCCAGUCAUACAUCCAUGUUGGUGCAACCAGCCCCUAUUACCUAAGGUCCUAUAUGUAUUUUUAGAAAACCUUCACAUUUCUAAAACACACCGGUCCUGUCAGUGACUGUAAUGGGCAAGAUGGGACUUCUCCAUGUAUUCAGUCUCAUAAAUGUGUGUGUGUGUCCUGUGUUCAUACCAAACUGUUGGAUGAAUAGGAUUCGUGUGUGUGUUUGCUGGUCUGUUCUGUUUCAUGUUGGGGUUUUUUAUUUUAGUUCAGUUUGUUUGUGUGACGGGGUUGAGAAAUGGUGUUACAAACCAAAUACUGCACAACUGCCACUGCGAACGGUACAGCGACGGGUAGCGUCCACGCAAAUACACAUUUUACGUUGGAAAUGCACAUGUAAAGACUGCAGCCUCCUAUUCACUGUGUGGGGGAUUUAUGAUGGUGUUAGUUGUAUACGUAUAGCCGUGUAGAUCAAAUUGUUUACUUUUCGUUUGAACGGUUAAUUUUUUUAUUUGUUAAGGUUGGUUUGAAGAACACGGUCUCCUUGUUUAAACUUUCUAUUUUUAUAACAAUCUACAAUUGUAAUUCAUUCACACCAUUCAUUGUGUGCUUUCCUGUUUAAAUGGUGAAUUGAUAUCUAGGAAUGAUGGUCACCAAACUCUGUGAAAUUAACAAAGUUCCUGAGUUUAAAGCGUACUCCCUAUAACAAGCUUAUUAGAAAAAUAUAAUAUUAUUCAGAUAUAAUAUUUGCUAAUCAGAAAUGCUAAUAAAUUAAAAACGUUUACAACAGCAGAAGAGAAAGGCAUCUUUGAUACUGCAAGCAUCCAAGUUGUGAACUCAUUUUUUUGUUUUGCUUGUUAGGAAAAAGCAUGAGAUUAAUUUAUGCUUAAACUUUAUUGUACUGGAGGUACCAUAUCUGGUUUUUUUUUAUCAUCUAACAGUAUUGUCAUUUUGUCAUAACAACAAUGAACUGAAAAGUUUCUUAAAACUUUGGAAAUCAACUGAAGAGGUUAUCAGGUUAAGAGGAUUUUAUUUUUCCACGUUUGUGAUUCCACAUGAGAAAAGUAUUGUAGUGUGCUGCGUUAAAUAGUCUCCUCAAACUUUCCAUCACGUCUUUGCUCUUGGACUUCUGUGGACUCUGGAAGCAGAGCAGAACUGCAGGCUUCUCGAUGACUUGUAAUAACUGUGAUCCUGUAUAUGAACAUGAAACACAUUGAAAGCUCUUUUUUUUUUCUUUGGUUUUGAAGCUCACACAACACGUCCAAAAUCCUCUACAGUUGCACUCGGUUAAUGCUGCAGUUUAUCAAAUAAAUGAAAUGAAUGUACGACAGAAAAUAAAUCAGAUCCCUAGCUUUAAUAAACUAUCAUGCCAUGUUUAUAAAAAAUACUUGUAACCAUUAAAGAACUUCAUUUCAAAAGUAAAA